Messenger RNA from Triplophysa dalaica, 1169 nucleotides. It is a transcript of the gene cldn15la, whose product is annotated as claudin 15-like a. Gene Ontology annotation, molecular function: structural molecule activity. The record is from RefSeq and is a predicted model, not a curated record. Gene Ontology annotation, biological process: cell adhesion; bicellular tight junction assembly. Bases 202 to 867 code for a protein of 221 amino acids. Gene Ontology annotation, cellular component: bicellular tight junction; plasma membrane. The transcript has 5 exons. NCBI's taxonomy places the organism in Eukaryota, Metazoa, Chordata, Actinopteri, Cypriniformes, Nemacheilidae.
AUGGCUUUAUGACCCUCUGCAAAGGUUGAAGUCCUGCUGCUUAACUGAAAGAUAACUCAAACUCAGGUAACAGGAGAAGUGAUAGCACCACUGUACAACCGCUUCAUCGUUGAGUCAGGUUUUCUGAGUUUGAAUUCAAGCCUAAUAAUACAAUAUUACUCGUGUUUGUCGCUCACUUUGUGUGAAAACUUGGAGGUAAAAAUGUCGACAGCGUUGGAAGUGACUGGAUUCAUCAUGUGUGUGGCCAGCUGGAUGGUCACUGGAGUUUCUCUGGCUAAUGACUACUGGAAGAUUUCUUCUAUUUCGGGCAGUGUGAUCAUUUCUACACGUCAGUAUGAGAAUCUGUGGCAUUCCUGUGCUGAGGACAGUUCGGGGAUAGCGGAGUGUCGAGACUUUCAGUCCAUGCUGGCCUUGCCAGUUCAUAUUCAGGCAUGUCGAGCAUUGAUGAUCAUCGCCCUUAUCUUGGGUCUGGUCUCUAUAAUUGUAUCCACCAUGGGGAUGAAGUGCAUUAACAUUGGAAGCAGAAGCGAUCAGUCCAAAGGCAAAAUUGCACUCAGUGGAGGCGUUCUCUUUAUUCUGGCUGGUCUUUGCAGCAUAGUGGCUACAUCUUGGUAUGCCUCACGGGUCAUCGCAGACUUCAAUGACCCAUUCUUUGGUGGCAUCAGGUUUGAGCUGGGUGCUGGUCUCUAUAUAGCUUGGGCUGGUGUAGGUCUGGCUAUACUGGGCGGUUCAUUCAUGUGCUGUGCCUUUAAAAGAAUCUCUCAACCAAACCCCAAAGGGGCAUAUUAUCCAAGUAAUAAAAGUAAUAAACCAAAGCCAGUCUAUUCAGUAGCUCCGGAAUCAGAGACUGCAAGAGCCUACGUUUGAGUUACCAGGAUCACACGCAUUAGCAAGGCUGAACUGUUGUUACGUUGAUGUUUGUAUAACUCCAUUAUUUUUUGCUACUUGUUUUAGACGUACAUUGUGUAAAUGAUAAAUGUGAAAAUCAUUCAAAUGGAAUCAUCAUGGAUGUCAAACAUUUUCAACAAAAUCUUCUGUUAUAAAUAUAAUCUUAAUUCUCUGAUAAUCUAGAUCUGUAGCUACUUACUUUUUAAAUGUAUAAACAUGCAUAGGUACAGAAGAGACCAUUUAAUAUCCAAUUUACUAGUCAUCAUUUUUAUCCAUUUUGA